GCAGUCGGCUUGGCUCUCGCUUAGUCGCUGCGAUACUCGAUUCUCGGUGACGGCCUGUCGAUUCGAGUGAGUGUGCCUCGAUACCGAUUUAUCGCAAUUGGCUAUCGCGUACUGCAUCCGUGCGCACGUCCGAUCGAACAGCCGCUCGACACAGAAAAACGGACAGAAAGAGAGCGAGGAAAAAAAGAGAGAGAGAGAGAGAGAGUGAGUGAAACGACUAAGGAAGCAAGAGCGAAAAAGAGAGAAGAGAGAGAGAGAGAGAGAGGGAGAGGGAGAGAGAAAAAAAGAAGCCGCGAGAGAAAGUGACCACCGGUUUUUUCGGUCCCUCUUCUUGCAACGGAAACGCGCGGCCGCUUCAGUCGCUCACGAAGCCACGGUAACAGCGCGAUUCGCGUCGCGUCGCGUCUUCUCCUCUUCGAUCAAAAAUCAGGAAUCCUCUCGAGCAGGCAGAUCGCGACGGAUCGUUGUGAUGAGAUCGGCAGAGUGUCGCAGUUCGCCGGCCUGGACGGGCCAGGCUCGAUUGUCUUGCGCGGUGAUAGUGCAGUGUUGAAGAAGAAACCGAACCACGCGCAGUGCUCGACACGGUUAUCGGACGAGACACGGGAGUCGUUCACCUCGAAACGUCACCAGGCACGGGCAGGCGACAGAAGGAAGCUUCGUCUCUGAAAAGCGCAUCGCCGGACAAAAGGGGAACGCGAACGAGAAUCGAGGGAGUUGCGAGAGGAAAAUCGAUCGUUCCGGACCGUUCGGCGAGAAAUCUAUCGGUCGUACGGUCGACGAGUGACAACAAUUAAACGGUGCCCGCGGUAGCCGAGAACUUUAUCCCGGUUCGAGGACGCGACAACAAAGGUCGAGUCGGUUAACCGAGUGUCUUUAUUUGGCCGGGGGAACGAGUUUCCAGCAAGGGCUCGACCUAGCAGAAAAUAAAGAAACAAACGGCCGCGAACAAAAAGUCCGCGGAGACUCGGUUGGCCGGUUUCGCGCGAUUCCCUCGGGUCAACGAUCUGUUCGUGGAUCUCGGAGCGGUUCGUUUCUCGGUACGUACCUGCACGGACAAGUCCGGUCGAUACGAUACACGGUUGGAACCUGUCCGUGUUCGUGUACCGAUAGCAGGCAACCGAGCACGUUUCACGAGGAGUGAAAAGGCGGUCACUCGGUACACCGCCGUGGCUGCUUUCACCGGCAAUGGAAUAAUGCCGAUCAAGCCUUAACGGUACGCAACUCGUACCUUCCGUAUUUCCCUUCGCACGCAGCCCCGGUGAAAAUGAUCGCAGGCCUCGGGUGAGGGACCGUGUUCUUUGUGAGAUCAGUGAUACGUCGCGUGUUUUUUUUUCUUUUUUCGGCAACGUCGAAUUCGUUCUUCGUCUGGUGGUCUUUUGCAGUUCAGUGGUUCGUUCGUUCGUUCGUUCGUUGUGUUGUUAAAGGCGGUUCGGCAACAGUGCUCGGAUAGGAUAAGGUGUCGUUACCCGGCGGCGUAGCAUGGAAACCAAGAUGUACAUCAGCAACGAGGCCCACAACAAUGGUCACGCGGCCACCAAGUACGCGUCCACCAACUCCAUACCCUCGAUGAUGGAGGACGAGUCGUCGUUCGCGAAAUUGAUCGGCCAGCAGCGAAGGGACUCGAGCGCUAUCUUGCGUGACAAUAAGGGACGGAGGCACAGCGUGCUCGAGGAUCUGAAGGCGCGAAGGGACAGCCUGUUCCAGAAGGCGAGGCGCGGCAGCGUCGUCGAGGAGAAGGAGCACGCGAAACUGGUGCAAAAGGAGAAGAGACGCAGCAGCGACAGCGGCAGACGCGGCUCCGUUUUCUACGUGUCCCAGGAUCUGUUGGAGGAGAACCAAGAGGUGCUCGAGGACGAGCGGAUGCAGGAUCUCGACGCGAAGAAGGGCAGACGAAAAUCCUGGCACCCGCUCGCCAAACCGCCGAAACUCGAUCGGAAAAGGAGGAAAGGCAUCGCCGGCGUCCCGACGCAAGUUGGCAGCACGGACGGACUCUACGCGCAGACUAGACAGAAGAGACCCUCCUGGUGGAAUAUAUUCGUGCCUGACUCCGUUGGCAGGUCCAGGCGUAUGUCCCAGGAUGUCACGCACUCGAGAUCCACCGAGAACCUCAGCUCAUCUUAUUUCAGGAGCAAGAGCCGCAGCGUGGAUCAUGGAUUCACGACGCCUUUCGAUUUGGAUUCGUUACGGAACAAGGUCGAAGGACGCUUCGAGUCCGUCGACAAGCUAUCGAAAGAUUCAGACAGCGAAAGCAAAGAUGGAUCGACAACCCAAGAAAAGAAACAUGGCCGCGUCUCACAGCCCAUCAACACCAUCGCCUACGCGGUGGGCGAUAGGGACACGCUCACGUCGGUGGCAGCGAGGUUCGACACAACGCCAUCCGAGCUCAGCAAAUUGAACAGGCUCGGAAGUACUUUCAUUUAUCCCGGUCAGCAGUUAUGGGUACCGGCGAAAGGAGAAGGUCGACCAGGAGGCGGAACCGCGGCCGACGCGCCCAGCCCGGAUCCAUGCCACGACCACGAGUCCCAGGAUGACCUACCUCCCGAAGAAAAAGAACUUCUGGAUAACUUGAGGCCUGUCUCACCCAAACCAGGCCAUAUGGAACGAGUUAAAACACCUCUUGGUAUAUCAAGUACAGUCAUACAGGAGGAAGAACAACCAUAUAAGGAAAGAUUUUUGAAAAUUGAUGUUCGCCAUGUCACCGAUGGCCAGGGUGUUAUUGGUGGAGUACUGUUAGUCACACCAAAUGCAGUGAUGUUUGACCCCAAUGUAUCGGAUCGACUUGUCAUCGAGCAUGGAGCAGAGUCAUAUGGUGUUAUUGCUCCAAUGGAGUUCAUAGUGAAUGCUGCAAUUUACUAUGAUAUUGCCCACAUGCGUGCUUCUCACAGAGAGCCAGCAAACUUGGACAAGAAACCAGAAAUUUAUUACAUGAAAAAACCCAUGCAAAAUGAUAAAAGUCAAUCAUCAGGGAAAGACGAAACUUUUCCAGAACUAACUACGGACGAUAACGAGAGCGUUUGCAGCUGUGCAGAGAGAGAUGGAGAUGCUUUUCCAAAGGCCUUUGAGAGAGAUCUCGUCACCCCUACUAAUAUUCAAACUGAAGAAACUACAACGACAACCAAAGAAAAAGAAGAGGACAAGGAAAAAGAGACUAAAGAAGUGGAGUCUGACGGUGGGCAAGCAAUUAGGACAUUAGAGGAACGUAGACGUUCUAUGCUUGAUCACCAUUGGGCAGUCCCUAGUAAAGAUCGAUGUACAUUAUCAAUCGAAGAUGAGCAACAAGAUUCAUUAAAUUCUGACAAGACCGAACCCACGAAAACGAAGCCGAAUGCCGAAGAUGAAGAAGGAUCUCUAGUCAAAUUGUCAUGCCACGACUCUGGUAUCGACAUUCGUGACCCUAAUCCCCCUUUCCCAGUAGUUGUACCUAUUCCCUCAAAGAAAGUAUACUCAGACGCAGAUAUUGUCUUAUCUUCAGAUUGGGUACCUCCUAUUACUAUUGCCCCGACGAACAUUACAACUGAUACUCUUGAUAGUGGUUCUGCUAUAAAUGGCAGAAAAAAGGCGAGUUCAGUAUCUUUUAGCUUAGACAGUAAUGCGGAGGAACCCGAGAAAGAUGAGGAGCACAAGGAUGACGAUAAACAGGAGACUCGUAGGAAUAAGAUGUUAAAGAGAUUGUCGUAUCCAUUAUCGUGGAUGGAAGGAUUGACUGGUGAGAAAGAAGACGAAAAUAAGUCCGGAUCUGAUAAAGUUGCAAGCUUGCCGAACAGUGCGGAUUCUCAUCAUUCGUCUGUCUUCAGUAAAGUUUUCUCAAGCUCGCCGAUCAACCUGGUGAGUGACUUUAGCUCGGGCCUGUUUGCUAAAACUCCCAGCGAAGAGAGUGGUGGGGGCGGUAGGACUGGAGGAACACCUCCUCUUACCGCCUCCUCUCUCUCCCAGGACUCCAGCAAUCCUCAGUUUUCACCUGGUCCAGGAGGGCUUAUGGGACGAUCCUCUGUUGGCACAUUCAUCAGACAACAGCCAUUAACAUCCUCGGGCAGCAGCAGCGUUGACAGCAGCCGAGGUAGCAAAACUUCAACAGCGGCACCACGAUUGGACUACCGUAGUAUGGUCUCUGUCGACGACAUGCCUGAACUGUUCGUCAGUUUUGACAUCCAAGCACCUAAUUUUCCCGAACUCGAAGGCCUCGAACUUAUACCGCGACCAGCCCGUUCCUGCGAGGAUCCACCAUUGUACCUGAGACUGCGCACCGGAAGACCAAAGGAUAAGAAGAUCCCGCGGUCCACGCCCAUCAUGAGCUACGGAAAGAAGAAGCUGCGACCUGAAUACUGGUUCAGCGUGCCUCGCGAUAGGGUGGACGACCUCUACAGGUUCAUCCAUGCGUGGGUGCCGUCGCUCUAUGGAGAACUCGACGAAAAUUAUUGGAGGGAACGGGGCUACAUCCUGUCGGACACCGAUACGGAUCUGUCGCCGGAAUUGUCGCCCCACGAAGCCGGCGAGGCCGGCGAAUCCACGGAGGACGGCAAGGCACGUCAAGAUGGUGACGAAAUCUCCGACCUGACCAGGGAAUCGUGGGAGCUGAUCAAGGCCCCCUACGUAAAGCUGUACAGCAUCCUGAAGACGUCGAGCACGUCCGCGGAUUCGGAGCAGAUCCAGGACCCGGAGGUACUGUCUAUGAGCGAAGAAGUCAGGCGAGCCCUCUAUGCAAACAGUGCCAUCUCCCUAGACAAUGAAGUCAUCGUGCCAGAUCUUGUAGGAACCACAGAAAUCCUCGGCGAUGAGCACAGAGAACAACUGUGCCGGCACUUGCCAGCUAGAGCAGAAGGCUAUCUGUGGACCCUCGUCUUCAGCACCAGUCAACAUGGUUUCAGUUUAAACAGCAUGUACAGAAAGAUGGCCAAGAUAGAAAGUCCCAUCCUGUUGGUCAUCGAGGACACCGAGGGCAAUGUCUUUGGUGCAUUAACUUCUUGUGCUCUCCACGUGAGCGACCACUUCUAUGGGACCGGUGAGUCCCUGCUCUUCAGGUUCACACCCAGGUUCCAGGCAUUCAACUGGACAGGGGACAACUUGUACUUUAUUAAAGGGAACAAUGAGAGUCUUGCUAUCGGUGCUGGAGAUGGCAAGUUUGGACUGUGGCUGGACGGCGAUCUGUAUCAAGGCAGAACACAGUCCUGCAGCACGUAUGGAAAUGAGCCGUUGGCACCACGCGAGGAUUUCGUUGUGAAAACACUAGAAUGCUGGGCAUUCAUAUAGGACACAGCCACCUCCUACACGUUGUCCAAAACUACGCCCUCGCCGCAGCCUAAUUUGACUUGAACUCGACAGUCUCGUGGAGGUUGAUCGUCCCCAGGAGAGAUUACAGGAAGACUAGAAUUUCUAAGAGACAAUUACCAGACGAGAUUAAAUCGACUAACGGGUUUAACCAUAACUAACGGCUGGUUAAAUCACUUUACCGAUCGAUCAUCGACCGAGGAAUCAGAUGUAUGGGACUCUGUUCACGAGAAAAGAGAAUUUUGUGAUUUCGAAGGAAUUCUUCCCUGGAACGAAAUGGGGGAGAGAGAGUUUGGAGACGGAGGCGAAGAAAGAUAUGAUAACAUGGCGACGAUGUGAUGUUACAACGUCGGAACGUCAGAACGUUGACCCACUGGACUAUAACAAUUUAUCAAUUAUCAUUUAAAUUGUCCUAUUUGUUUUUCUAUUUUAAGUUGUCGUAUUUAUUUUAUUUUUUAUAUAUAUAUAUAUGUAUACACGAGAACACACUCAUACACGUGUUACGUUGAACGAGUCGUUAAUGUUGAUUUCAAUUGUCGCGUGUCGUUGAGGAUUGGAAAGAUCGACGACAAUGAUUUGUAUUUUUUUUUCUUUUUUGUUCACUUUCGCCCAUUAUAACUCGUCGAUCGCCGCUUCGAACUAGUCGCGAGAAUCAUGAGAGUGUAACGAAGCGUGAAUGAUCCGAAUACGAGAUUGAUCGAUGAAACGGUGACAAGAAUGUGUGAUAAAUGAUAAAGAUUACGCGUACGAGAGGAAGGGGAAUCGCGUCGUCGAAGUCGGAGGAAAAUGAAAUACUAGAGAAACGAUAAUAACACACACACGACACCAAGAGAAAAAAUGUUAAGCUAACCGUUUGUUGAUGUGUAGAUAAAUUGUAGAUAGUGAAUGUAAAUAUAUAUAUGUAUUUGCCAAUCGUGUUAACGGUAAAGAAGUUAAUUUUAAAGGAACAUAAUUAUAUACGCUAAAAAAAAAAACGAGAGGAAAACGUCGCUAAUGAGGAACACCUUGUGCAGAGCUCGUCACACACACGUUACAAUGCUGGAUGAGAAAAAAAAGGACACACGCUGGUUACGUACACACUGUGUCACAGAAAUUGCGCGAGAACCAUUGAACGAUACUCUGGAAGCGUGAUCGCGAUCCGAUGUAAACGAUCUAGGAUCUGAGAACAAGUAGCUUUAGAGAGGUGUUAUUCUUCGUACUGAUCUUUUAAACGAAAAGAGAAAAACAAUUGCGAUUAAAUGCAACUCUGAUUGCGUGAUCAACACAUACACACACACGCGCGCGCGCGUACACGUAUAUAUACACGUGCAUAUACAUACUACGCAACAUACAAAUUUACGAAGAACAUGUUUUCGCGACCUACGUACUCUUAUGGUGAACAACAUGCUUCUUGAGUCUCGAAUAACCACAACGAACACACACGCCUGUGCCUCGCUUCGCUCUCUUUCUUUCCCUACGCUAGAAACAAGUGCAUAACCCUACAUGUCAGAUCCUGAGUAAAUCAGAGUCAAAGCAUGUUCUCCUUAUAUUUAGAAUCACACGCCACUGCUAAAAGUAUUUGUACGUUCUCCUACAACAAACCUGGGCUGGCUCGCGAAACGUACCGAUUUAUUUUUGUAUGACAUAUUGAUUAUUGACAAAAUUGAACUUUAAAAGAUAUCUCUAGUUUUAUUUCGACUUCUGAUUUGAAAUAGCUUGAGAUUUUGUGCGCCAGCCUAUCGAAAGAGACAGAAAGACAUUUAUCACUGAAUAACACAUCGUUUCACAGCUUAUUGACAUCGAAAAUAGUUGUUCAAGAUAAAUAGAUGUGCAUAGAUACUUUCUGGACUCGCCGCAGAUCAGACUAUUGGAGAACACAGACAAUAAAGUGGAAUGUUAGCUGCUUAGUUCUCAUAUAAAUGUAUUGUAGAUGAAACAAACAUAGUGGCUAGCUUGGUACGUUUAAUAAUCUUCAAGAUUAUUGAAGUUUCACGUUCAUUUGGUCAGCCCGAAUUAACGGGCUAGCAAAAGAACGACGCGUGCCACCAUAUUUGUUUCAACCACGGCAAAUUCCUCUUCUUCACACGUUCUUGUUUCGUCACUGUGCCUCACUGUGGUAUGCAUGUAACGUAGUAUUCAUAGAAAUAGAGUGAGGAGAGGGUAAGAACAAAUGAAAAAUUCAAAAGUGAAGAAAACUUUUCUAACUCGGAUAUUCCUGGAACCUAGGAUCGCUGGACUGUUGACGUUCAUGCAAAUAUAGAUCUCAAGGAAUUAAUCUAUGAGUUCUAUACCGAUCAAAGUAUGCUACAAAUGCAUCAAAUUCGAAUCUAGUGAUUCUCAAAGAUGAAGACACAAUAAUUCACACGAUUCAUCCGAUCAAGAAGAGGAAAACGCAAACAUUACUAUUUCAUAUGAUAAUGUUCGCUCGGCUCUGAUAAUAGAAACGGUGCCGAUCCAACAUUAACGCCAAUCACAAGACCACGGAACUGUCCACGAGCUUAUAGUCCCUACAUUAAAAUUAGAAUCAAUCGACUGUGUCGCCCACCAUUUCUACCGCUUUGUAAAACAUUCACCGAUUUCCGUUUCGUUGAGCGAGACAAAAAUAGCCUAGAGAGAUUGUAUACUUGUUUAACGGUAGAAUAGCCGUCACUAGGAAAGGAGUUUUGAUAAUCGAUUUUAUAAAUUGAUUUUUGCCCCUCGGGCCCAGAUCAUCGGCCGUUCGUAAGCCCGAGAGACGGAUUUUUCUAGCGGCUCCACAACGAGAUGUUACUUAUCGAGAAUAAAACGAAAAUGAAGAAAAAAAUCACUUCUACGCGAGAGAACGCCCUUUUAUACCGUAGAGAAUAUACCAUUCCUUCCAUUUUACUAGGAAACAGUUUCUAACUUGUAUCGUUUCUACGAUUUUCGAUCUUCGUACUUCUUGGGGCCGCUUAUUUUUUUUUUGAACCUUGCACUACCAGCAUUUUGUCUCUUUGAUCAUGCAAAAAUAUGUAUUUCUUUUCUUAUUUCAACGUGGAGAAGGCGAGAAAUGAGUAAUACUUUGAACUCUCAUCGAUUUCUUUUUAGGUUUUUGUCCUGCUGACAGUGCAAGGCUUGAAAAAAAACAUUAAUCGGGAAUUCGCGUGAUCAUGAUUGUUCUUGAAUUAAACGGUGGCUUAAAAACACAGCACAACAGUAACUGCAUGGAAAAAUGUUCAGAGUGUACGCUCACUUCCGGUGCCGCGGACGAUCGGAAACUGCGCGAAAGACUGAUACGGCGGAUGGAUCACGAGAAUCGUAGAUCUGAACGAGACAAAAGUAUCCGUGCACUGGUUAUGAAACGCACUUGUAGAAGAAAAAAAAUCACACAAAAUGAACGAAAAACGAAACAUUGUUGGAUAGUAGAGAACUCCAUGGAGCACGGUUUCAAACAGAAUAAGAAAAAGAGAGAGGGUGGAAAAGCACAAAGCGUAUUAAAUUCAGCAGGCAGCUUGUUAGAUUAGUUUUCGGGUAUGCCGAUAACACCGAAUUACGACACAUUUGCAUAACGUGGUCUUAGGAUUUUCAAUAAUAUGUACUUUCUACGUCGAGAUGGGCAGAAUUUCGUUCCAACGAUGAACGAUCGAUGUAGAUAGAUUUCAUUUUCGCUUUUCGUUGUAAAUUCACGCAGAAAAUGUUGUUCUGUUCAUUAUUAUUCUUUCUUUUAUCGCUUGAUUUUCUAAAUUUGCCCAUCUCUGCUUUUGUGAUACCGAUGGAGUGAGCAACAUACUCUUCUAGAUUAUGCGAAGGCGCUUUCUCUCGGAUGGAAGUACAGCGAUCAAAGUCGAAUCAAUCAACUCGUAGAACCUCAACUUAAUGAAACGAAAAAAAAAAAAAACAUUAGCCAAGACAAUACGUAAUAUUAAAUGCAAGAAAGAGAGGAAAGAAAAGCGGAGUGCUUGACCGUGGAAUUUUCUUUCUCUUCUGUUUUUAAAAAAAUGACUCACUACCCUCGCCUUCGUGCCGAAUAUCACGGUGUUAAUGUACAUUAGAAAGAAAUAAAAAGAACAUGAUGUGUGUCUGAGAAAACACGUUCCUUUUGUUUGUUUGUUUUUUUUUCACUGUAUUUCGCUCGAUGUACAUGUAUUAGGAUUUGAAUCGGUUUCCACGACUGUCAGAUGGAAGAAGUAAAACGUCUAGAUUAGAUUGUCGCGUUGGAAUUACGAAAGUGUAAUGGUUCACUUCUAACUGCUUCGGACGAUCAUAUCUUGGAUCACAUCAUUUAUAAUGCUUAAAGAAGCUUUUACCGACCCUCGGAAAGCAUGUAUGGAUCAGGUGUGCUCGUGUUCUCGUACUUGAACCGUAGGGGAUGCUUGAAACCAUAGUUGUGAAUUUUUUCAAAACGUUUCGAGCACUUGAAAUAUAUCAAAAUGAAUGUGAACACGAAUGAUCUGUACGCGCGAUUUUAGGGUAUCUAAAACAUGCGUCGUCGCAACGCUAAGUCUUUGAUACUUUGAGUACAAGUACAAUGCUCAAAAUGAUUAAACAUAGUGCAUACUCUAAGGGGUAAACAGAAACUCUACAAUGUUAUAGAAGUUAGAGCCCCUUUGAAACGAGGCAAUUACCGACUGAUAUCUCAUUCUCAGAGUAUAUUCACGCGUUGUCAACUUUUAAAACUGUAAUCGAACAAUACUUGAGGUAUCCGAGAAUAUGUCUGGAGAAUGAGUUUUUAGUAAUACGUGGUUCACUAAAUUAAAGACUCCUUCUUGCUUUAAGCAAUUAUAUUAGGUUGUUGCAACAUGCUUUUUGAUAGAACUUGGAUAUUUUCAAACGAAUUUGUACACAGCGUUACACGAUAUAUGUACAUGUAUAUAUUUAUCCUCUGCUUGUUAUACUUUCUCAAUAAUAUUUCUAAGAACAUUUACUCCAGCGAAGGAUGAAAUUCGAUUGUUUCGUUUCAUAUGAAGUGCUUAGAACAUGUGUAUGCAGCAACCUACUAUAACUUCUAACUGGUAGGGGUUCUUCAUAGCCACAGAUAUCGUAACGAACAACCACCAAGUAACUAUCGCCGUGCUUUUGUCUACUGCUUGGAAGGAUUCUUUUUCUUCUUCUAAACGAAGCGUAUUCCAUCUUAAACGUUAGGGACGUUUCCAGGACCCUAGGUGUCGUCUAAACCUAAAACAUACGCAACUGCCUCCACAAAAAGAGAAAACUGUAGCCGUAGAUUAAGCGUGUCACGUGAAAUCCGGGAAGAGAUACCUAACCUUAACUAACGACGAUGCUCUUUCCUGUACGAUCGAUCGUGAUUUUAAUUCAAAUGCGAUCUCGAACGCUGCACGUUACCUGACGGUCUUCGACAAGCUACGAUCUGCGAAGACAAGCUCAUUGCACGAUACGAUAGAUAUCAUCAAAUGAUUCACCGGGCAAGUAAGAUCACCAAAAAUCGAUGAUAUCUUUCGACGUGCAACUCGAGCUGUUUGGAAGAUGACCGAGAAUUUUUCGGAAACGAUAUCCUUUACUGUCAGAGAUGAUCCAAUUUUACCGAUACAUUCAAGGAUCAGUUUCAUUCGGAAUUGUUUUCUAAAGAGAGGCGUUCCGUUAAACUCUUAAGAUCGAGAGUAAACUUGUUUAAGAAUAUCGAUCGAACGACAUAUCCACUAACUCUACCAUUUUGGCUUUCAUCGAGGAACGAAAAUUCUGAUCACCCAAGGUUAAUCGACGAAGAUCCAAUAUUACCGUUCAUCGCGUGUACAUAGAAUCGUACAGGAUGUUCCAAAUAACGUGCAGUACACGAUUUAGAAUUUCGACGGCGUUCUUCGGCAUCUCUCGAAGCACCUGUAGUUAGGCGACCAUACCCGCGCCGCUUAAUUAGGCGAGUUACCAUGCAAUAAGUUGAAAAAGUAUUUGAAUCGUUAAAACGAUAAGAGCAAUGUUUGAUCGCGAACAGGGCUCGAAAUUUCGAAGGAAUUAUUUCAAAGAAAAGUUGCGCGACUCUUUUUGGAAAACAUCGAGUGGAAUUUUCCUCGUUUCCGAGACACCCUGUAUAAGCAUCGCUAUAUCUGUGAUUUCUGACAGUAACAGGACGCGAAAAGGUUUUUCUACCAAAGCAUUAAUUGUUCCUCGACUAUAGGGAAGUUCACUCAUCUAUCUUGAACACGUUGAGGUUAGUUAACUGUUAAAUGUAGAACCGUUUAAGUAUAAGCAUAUAGCUUUCUGCGUUCGUAUAAGAAACAUAGAGGAAAGUAGGGUGACUUAAGGAAUCUCUGCUGCAAAACCAGUAUAAGGUUCACACGUGAACACACCCUAAUAUAAUCGCAAAACCGUGUAUGUUAAUAAUCGUAGUUUGAUUAGCGGCGGUUAGCGUGCUAAACGAAGCAACAAGCGAAAACAUAACGUGAGAAAACCAAACAUAUUCAAACGGGGACGUCAAACGGGGAGGACGAAGCGACAAAUACUCGACGGGGUGGAGACCUUUGGUAUACACAUUGUCAAUUAGAUUCAGACUGAUCGCAGGGAUUGAAACACGCAUUCCAAUUGAGAAACAAAAAAACUCGAUGUUCUUCGAUGUUUAGCUAGAUAUUGUUGUCGUCGUCGUCGUCGUCGUUGAUAUGAUCGCCGAGCCGCGAUCCUGCGCCUCGAUCCGACAUAGCGCGAAGAUAGAGCGGCGAGAAAAGAACUUUGGUCUGAAGUGUUUCAAUGCAAGGUAUCCAAUUCUCGCUAUGUCGUUCGAUUUUAGUCUGUUGUACACGUAGACAGCUACUUGUACUGGAAACGAAAAAUCGUAGGAACGUAGAUAAACACAAUCUUUCACGUCUGAUGCUCUCGAUUCAACGUUACUUUUUAAUGUUCUGUUUCUAGUAAUUACUUCCUCGUCACACGUUCACGGUUGCUGAAAGAUAUUUGUUUGUUUGGAAAUAAGUCGAGACUACACACAUGUGCUAACAGAUUCUUUAGACGAUAGUAACCUAUUAUUGGAGAAAAAAAAGUGCUGGAAAACACGUUCGGUUUAUUUCUUAGCGAGGAAUUAGAACCUUGUUUACCCGUUGUUGAUUUGCGUUCGAAACCAAUUUGACCGUAGUCGAUUAUGAUUUCUGUAGUACUUACCUUUGCACGAGUCGUUUAGUGCCACGGAGUAAAUUGUGUGUUUACCGAAAUUUGCGUUAAUCACACGUAGAUCUACCGUAUAACCCACUCGCAAACACGAAAUACGUACAAGACUCGAAUAUCUAUCCUUCGCGAACCGCUGAAACGAUAUUCUCUAAGCACAUUUUUACACAGUCCGCAUCAUCUCGAUCAGAAUCAUCGAUCAACUUUUAUUGGUGAAAGUUUAAUCGCAACCGAUCAGCCGAUGUCUAUCCAUGAUUUUUAUCCGAUCGCGUAGAUCGCGGUAACAAGAACUUCUUUACGGCAUCAUUUCGAGCGAACGUUCUCCAUUGUAUCUUCGAUUUUAAGAUUAAGUCUCAGUCCGCAUCGAUCGAACCUGUUCUCCGAUCACCGAAUUUUUACAUCGAGAGGCCCCUCUGCAAUGAUAAAACCAUCGCAUUAUAGUUAAAACAAACAUGUCAAGCUCAUCUCAUUCGUUCUAUGUUUUGAGGGGAAGCAUUAUCGAGUGAUAAAAACAUAUCCUCCGUACAGGAAGUUUAAUCUAAUCGAUCUAAUGUCAGAAGAUAGGAGAUUUUGAUCAGUGCUAUCCAACGUGCAAUGGAAAUAUGUAAUUCCUAUUAUUACAACAAUAACGACCUGGUUUGCUCAGCACGAGCAUAAAGAUCCUCGCCAAUAUUCCUCCAAAGAAACCGCAGAGAUGAUUGAACGUUUUACUAAAUUUCUGCCGUUGCAAUUAGCAGCUAUCGACGAGAACUAGCAGAAGUUCAAUACACUUACGUUUGGGAUUGGGAUAGCACUGGUUUAGAGAAAACGAAAACACGUUUAAGGUAUCGGGAAAGGGUCCGGGGCGAUAGGGGAGACGAAGGGCCCCUCGAAUCACACACACAACUCUCUGGACCAAUAAAUUUUACACUAAUUGUACUGUCGCCUAAAUCGCCGCUUCCGUGGAAGUUAUAUAAAUCUCCCCGUCUCUGGAUCCUACGACAAAAAAAGACAAGCUAGGGACGCAUCAGCUAAACCAACGAUCAUUCCCGCGUUCACAGAGCAACAAAGAACAAACCCACAACAACAGUACACUGUGUGUCUAUCGUAAUCGUAUAUUAGUCAACUGUAUAUCGUGUAUGUUGAAUUAAUCGUACGACGAGCCACUGAGCCAGGCAAGAAAGGGAACACGUCCGCAAUGAACUUUCGUGAAAUCCCUGGAAUCUAAGCGAUAUUUGCGUACUGAGAACUUUAACAAAUUCUUUCAUCUUUGAGCUACAUGAAUUUUGUCAAAAUUCUACAACCUCUUUAGGGGAAACUAUCACUAGAAAACAAUUUGUGAAGAUUAUUUUACGUUUUCUUACACAUUUUACCCAUUGUACUUUUUAAGAUUGUUACCUCGAAAUUACACGAGCGAAUAAUUUUACUAGAUACAUAUCUCCACGGAGAUAAACUCCGCGAUCUUGACAAUAUAAUAGUGGACGUGUCCCCUUGAUAUCAGAAAAAACCACGUGCAUAAAUAAACAGAAGAGAGCUACGCUGCUCUUGAACGGAACAAAACGGUGUGUAUGUACGUAUGCAUGUAUAUAAGGCAUAUAACAAACCCUCUAUACAAACUACACAAUGCGGGAGGUAUGUAUGUGUGUAUAUACGACACACGUGUACAUUGCGUAUACAUAUUAUACAUAACUUAGCGUCGCAGCGUGCAUACACAGCAAGAGGACCGUAGCGCAAAGGAGGCCACUAUACAUAUAUACAUAAUGAUAUACAUACAUAUAAAUAUAUACAUAACGAGGAUUAACUGUAACGUUGUAAAGCUGAGUGAAAUGACGGCACAGAGUUACUAAGAGUAAUAAUGAAAACGCGAGACAAGAUAGCAAACGAGAGUAAGAGAGAGAGAGAGAGAGAGAGAGAGAGAGAGAGAGAGAGAGAGAGAGAGAGAAAGAAAGAGAGAAUGAGUGAGAGAAAGAGAGAUGGAUUUAUUUUUUUGCCAAGAGAGAAAUGGAUCAGAGAGCCAACGGUGUAUUUUUUGCGUAUUAACUGUACACAGAGGGCCGAUUACUCUGCUGCAUGUUCCGAUUGCGUGUCAUAGUCAAUCUGUUCCGUUUUGCGAGUAACGCGGAUCACUUUGGAUGCGUGUGCGCGUACGUACGCCUGCAAAUUGUGAUAUGUGUGCCCCGCGCACACGCAUAUAUGUAUACAAAGAAGAAUAUACAAAAGAUAUUCAAUAAAAACGCCAAUAUUGUGAAGUACA
Messenger RNA from Megalopta genalis, 14542 nucleotides. RefSeq names its product TLD domain-containing protein mustard (gene mtd). The record is from RefSeq and is a predicted model, not a curated record. NCBI's taxonomy places the organism in Eukaryota, Metazoa, Arthropoda, Insecta, Hymenoptera, Halictidae. Gene Ontology annotation, biological process: response to oxidative stress. Gene Ontology annotation, cellular component: nucleus.